Messenger RNA from Linum trigynum, 3725 nucleotides. The record is from the annotation of a GenBank genome assembly. Lineage: Eukaryota; Viridiplantae; Streptophyta; Magnoliopsida; Malpighiales; Linaceae.
UACCCAUAAUUGGAACACGGGUUGGUUCGGGUUCUACGGGUUGUGUAAUCCAAAAUCCAAACCCAACCCAAAAGAGGCGGGUUGUACAAAAGAAAACCCUCACCCAACCCAAAACCUUCGAUUUAGCGAUAAAUACUGGUGGGUUGGGUCGGGUUGGACGGGUGGGUCGAUUUGCGGGUGUGUUUGUACACCCCUAGAUGGAGAGAAAGGGAAGUGGCAGCUUUUGCUUUUGAGAAAAAGGUUUUCUUUCCCUAUCCAUGACCACGAGACGAGAACCCAGAGAGAGAUAUUGCAAAAUCGUGUUUGUUUGAAUUGCUGUCGUCUGCUGUGUCCGGAAAUGAGGAAAGAAAGACAAGCUUGCCGCUUUGUGCCCAAAUUGCCAUGGGAGUGGAAUCUUCUUAAUAUUGAUAUCAUAAUCAAUCAACCACAAAGUAAAGCAAAGCUUCCAGCACCAAAGUGUAAGUGGACAGCAAGUUACUUAUAAGUUUUAGUAUUUUGAAAUAGGAGAACAAAACGGUUACAAGAGAGACAAGUGCGCGCAUCGCAAUCUUAAGGUUAUCCGAAUUGGAUUUCGGAGUGAAGUUUUGCUAUGUUUUAUAGUUUGACUUUGACAGAAAAAAGUAAUGGGAAAUUAUCUCUUUUAAGGUUUAGGGUAUGUUUACGUCUUUUGUCAUAAUGUACGUAAUAUUUGAUUAGUUCAUAUUGUUAGACCUGUUGUAAAAUUCGGAUAUGUUCAAAUUGAUCAAUGACAAAGGUACUGCAUUUUUUGAGAUUCCUAGUCUUACGAGUUAAAAGAUCAACUCAUCCUAUAAAACAUGAAUUUUUAUAAUAUGAAUAGCUCUCUAGAUUAACGUUCGAUUCAGACAACGUAGAAACUUGAUCCAUUAUAAUAUAUAUACUAAUCAUUGCUGGUUCUGAAAUAAAUUUUGAUGGAUUAUCAGGUAUCUAGAUAUAACAGUGAAAUCGUGCAUGCAUCGUGAUAGAAAUUACUACAAGUUGAUCAUACUGCACCAUAGAUUCACACAUAUUUUUCUCUUUUCAUAAAGUCUGUCUCUCAUAUGUAUGAACUACUAGAUUCCUUGGUUCCUCCAUACAAUUCAUUUGUGGGAGGGAAAUUUGAAUCUUAUCCCCAAAACCCUCCUUGCUACUUUCCUACUUUAUCGUUUAGGGCUUACGUUACAUCAAUUCUUCUUUUGGCUGAUUAAGAUUUUAUUAGGACCAUUAAUUCAAAACAAAUCACGCGACCUCUUCACAGUAAUUAUUACGUAUGGUAUUGAUUCUGUUUGUUACGUCCAACUGGGGGUCCUUUCAUACGACAAAAAAACACUGCUGCUUUUCUUUGUUUCAGAAUUCUUCCGACACGACUAAACAAACAAACCCCCAAUUAUUUUCCUUAUUUUCUAUUCGGAAAAAUUGGGAUUUCUUUUUCUUUUCUGGCGUGAAAAGCAGCACUGCGUGGGAAGGAAAGCAUAAAGAAGGAAAGAAAGAAAAGAAAAGCAUCAAGCAUGGAUGGAUGCCUCACUCCACCACCACCAACGAAAAAGUAACACCAUGCCCGUUUCAAAGUUGUUCCCUUUUAAUAUCCAGUUGGAAUCAAUCUGAGAUUGUUAGCAGAUAUAUAGAACAACAGUAAGGCAGUUGGUGUGUCCAAAGUCCAUUCCUUUCUUUUCCUCUCUUCAAUGACGGCCGCAGCUGGAAGUAGGAGUAGAGGAGGAAGAAGGAGAGAAGAAAUGGGUGUUAUGGGUUUUGUGGUUUUCUGGUGGGUUUAUGCCGCUACCGCCGCAAAUGGGUUGCUUUCCCCCAAAGGCGUGAACUUUGAAGUACAAGCUUUGAUGGGUAUAAAAGCUUCUUUACAUGAUCCACAUGGGGUUCUUGAUAACUGGGAUGGUGAUGCUGUGGAUCCUUGUAGCUGGACUAUGGUCACUUGUUCGUCAGAGAGCCUCGUCAUUGGCUUGGGAACUCCAAGUCAGGACUUAUCUGGAACUCUUUCUCCAAGCAUUGCCAACUUGACGAAUCUUCAGAUUGUGCUGUUGCAGAACAAUAAUAUCACAGGGCCCAUUCCAGCAGAGAUAGGGAAGCUCUCAAAACUUCACACGCUUGAUCUGUCUAACAAUUUCUUCACCGGGAGUGUUCCUUCUUCUUUAGGCCACUUGAGGAGUCUUCAAUACAUGAGGCUAAACAACAACAGUCUCUCCGGCAAAGUCCCCAUGUCAAUUGGGAACAUGACCAAGCUUGUGUUUCUUGACCUGUCCUACAAUAAUCUGAGUGGCCCCAUACCUACAUUCCCUGCUAAAACCUUCAGCAUUGUUGGCAAUCCACUCAUCUGCCCAACUGGUUCAGAGCCAGAGUGUUUUGGGACGACUCUAAUGCCAAUGUCCAUGAACUUAAACAACACAGAACUUGAUCCCCCUUCCCAAAGACCAAAGAGUCACAAGGUAGCAGUUGCGUUUGGGUCAAGCGUUGGUGCAAUCUCCCUCAUCAUUAUAGUUUUCGGAAUGUUCCUGUGGUGGAGGCAAAGGCUUAAUCCACCAAUGUUUUUCGACAUUGAUGGAAAACAAGAUAGGCUGCAUGAAGAAGUAUCUCUCGGAAACUUAAAGAUGUUUCAGUUUAGAGAACUCCAAAUUGCAACAGGCAACUUCAGCAACAAAAACAUACUUGGGAAAGGAGGGUUCGGCCAUGUAUACAAAGGAACUCUCCACGAUGGGACGAUCGUAGCCGUGAAAAGAUUGAAAGAUGGUAGUGCCGUUGGAGGAGAGAUUCAGUUCCAGACUGAAGUUGAAAUGAUCAGCUUAGCAGUGCACCGAAACCUCCUCAAAUUAUACGGUUUCUGCAUCACACCUUCAGAGAGAUUACUGGUCUAUCCAUACAUGUCCAAUGGCAGCGUUGCUUCUCGUCUCAAAGGGAAACCAGUCUUGGAUUGGAGCACAAGGAAGAGAAUAUCCUUAGGAGCAGCAAGGGGACUGCUAUACCUCCACGAACAAUGUGAUCCGAAGAUAAUCCACAGGGAUGUUAAGGCCGCAAACAUAUUGCUUGAUGACUACUAUGAAGCCGUGGUUGGUGAUUUCGGGUUGGCAAAGUUGCUUGAUCACCAAGAUUCACAUGUGACUACUGCUGUUCGAGGAACUGUUGGCCAUAUUGCACCAGAAUAUCUCUCCACAGGCCAAUCUUCAGACAAAACGGAUGUGUUUGGAUUCGGAAUCUUGCUCCUCGAGCUAAUCACGGGCCAAAGAGCAUUGGAGUUUGGAAAGGCAGCAAACCAGAAAGGAGCCAUGCUCGAUUGGGUAAAGAAGAUUCAUCAUGAGAAGCAGCUAGAAAUGAUGGUGGACAAGGAUUUGAAAGGGAAUUAUGACAGAAUCGAGCUGGAAGAGAUGGUUCAAGUUGCUCUCCUUAGCACACAAUACCUUCCUAGUCAAAGACCGAAAAUGUCUGAAGUAGUCCGAAUGCUGGAAGGAGAUGGACUUGCAGAGAGAUGGGAAGCUUCUCAAAGGGCAGAAGCUACCAAGUCAAAGAAUAAUGAUUUCUCGUCGUCGGAUCGGUAUUCUGAUCUCACUGAUGAUUCUUCAUUGUUGGUACAAGCAAUGGAACUCUCUGGCCCCAGGGAGUACCGGAGAAGACAAAUUGAGAUAUGGAGCGAAUAUGCAGAAGAAUGUGGAUGGUGUUAUUGAAGAUCACCUUUAUGAUGCUAUGGAGGAUCAGUACUUGGGAGAUAAAAUUGCCUGGAGCGA